Vicia villosa (hairy vetch) is the source of this 2474-nucleotide messenger RNA. RefSeq lists its product as uncharacterized. The record is from RefSeq and is a predicted model, not a curated record. Gene Ontology annotation, biological process: DNA repair. NCBI's taxonomy places the organism in Eukaryota, Viridiplantae, Streptophyta, Magnoliopsida, Fabales, Fabaceae. Bases 216 to 1994 code for a protein of 592 amino acids. Gene Ontology annotation, molecular function: catalytic activity; DNA binding. The transcript has 4 exons. Gene Ontology annotation, cellular component: nucleus.
AAAGCAUCUGCUUUUCACCGUUUGGGAUUUCAGCUUAAUAAUGGUAAUUGGUUUCUCCAUAUCCAUUAAACCCUAACCAAACCAUUCUUUCUUCUCUCAAUUUCUUGAUUACAUCUUCAUCCGAAUCAGAGACCGAUAAAAAUCAAGAAUUUGUUGUGUACAAGGUUUUGAUGAUAGUUAGGUUGAGUUGAGUUAAAGAAAUAAUUUACAUGUGAAUGGAAAAUAAGGGUUGCAAGAAUGUGGAUGAUCUCUUCAAUGAGUUUGCAUAUAAGGGAAGUAGUGAAGUGGAGCAUCCUAAGAGAAGGGUUUUUUUGUCUCCUUUUUUUCCAUAUAGGGGAAACACAAGGAACACUUUUUAUCAUUCUUGUUGUCCUUCAAGGAAGGUGUCGAAACAUUUACGGGAAGUUGAAAAGUAUAAAGUCGGCGAUACUUGUCGUUCAGGGAAGGUGUCGGGACAUUUAGGGGAAGUUGAAGAGUCUAAAGUGGGCGAUUCUUGUCCUUCAAGGAAGGUGUCCAAGUAUUUUGUGAAAGAUGGAGAGUCUAAGGUGGGCGAUUCUUGUCCUUCAAGGAAGGUGUCGGAACAUUUUGAGGAAGUUGGAGAGUUUAAUGUGGUUAGUUCUUGUCCUUCAAGGAAGGUGUCGAAGUAUUUUGUGAAAGAUGGAGAGUCUAAGGUGGGCGAUUCUUGUCGUUCAAGGAAGGUGCCAAACCAUUUUUGGGAAGUUGGAGAGUCUAAAGAGGACGAUUCUUGCCCUUCUAGGAAGGUGUCGAAGUAUUUUCAGGAAGUUGGCGAGCCUGAAAUGGGUAAUUCUUGUCCUUCGAGGAAGACGUCGAAAUAUUUUCGCGAAGUUGGAGAGUCUAAAGUGGGCGAAUCUUGUCCUUCAAGGAAGGUGUCGAAGUAUUUUGUGAAAGUCGAAGAUUCUAAAGUGAGUGAUUCUUGUCGUUCGAGGAACUUGUUGGAACAUUUUCGGGAAGUUGAAGAGUUAGAACUGGGUUAUCAAAAGAGAGUGUCUCCUUGUCCUUCUAGAAAGGUUAAGAACAAUUGUAAGAAGAAGAGUGUGACGGGUUUCAGAGAGUGUGUUAAGAAGAGGAAAUGUGAAGGAACUCGAGUAACUGAAAAUUUGAAAGUCGAAGAUUCUUCUUGUUUGGCAAACAUCUAUGAAUAUUUAGCUAAAGUUGAAGAGAUUAUAAUUAAGGGUAGUUUGUUACUUCAAAAGGUCUCUGACUCCUCUAGAGAAGGGUUUGAAGUUGAAGAAAACUGUAUGAAGGAAAUUAAUGAUUUUUUGAAUCAAUAUGUAUACCAUGGUAGGAGUCUGCCGAUUUCAAGAAAGCGUGUUAAGAAGAGUGAAAUUUUAGAAGAGGGUGGUGAUUCGGAAUAUAGAGCUAAAGUCAAAGAGGCUAAAGUUAAGUUUGAAUCGGUCCUUGAUGAUUUAUCUAACUCCUUUCAAGAGGGGCCUAAAGUGGAAGAGGGUUCGUCUUUUGUUCCUCCUAAAAUGAAAUCCAAAAGUCGUGGUAAGAAAAAUCAGCCUUUUCUUAAGGCGGAGAGAUAUAAGGAAGCUUACAAAAGAAAAACUGCGGAAAACAAUUGGGUGCCUCCACGUUCUCAUUGGAAUCUCAUUCAAGAGGAUCAUUUUCAUGAUCCAUGGAGAGUGUUAGUUAUUUGUAUGCUAUUAAACAGAACUACUGGUGCACAGACAAAAAAAGUUAUAGACAAGUUUUUCAAGUUAUAUCCAGACGCAGAGUCUUGCAUGCGAGUAUCAAGAGAGGAGAUACAAGAGGUAAUAAAGUCAUUAGGUCUUCAAGGGAAAAGGUCGGCGAUGCUGCAACGCCUUUCUUGUGAAUACUUGUCCGAGAGUUGGACUCAUGUAACUGAACUGCAUAGUGUCGGCAAGUAUGCGGCGGAUGCUUAUGCUAUAUUUUGUACUGGCAAGUGGAAUGAAGUUGUGCCAAAUGAUCAUAUGCUGAACAAAUAUUGGGAUUUUCUCCGUAAAUUGUGAAUUUCACAAGAUUAUAUAUAUUUCAUUUAUAGGUAGUUUUUUUGACAAAAUAGCAAUAUGGAUAAUCAAGUUUAAAGUUAUUGUAGUUUUAUUGCUGAAGUUUAUGCAGUAGGUAGAUGGCAACAACAAUACUUUUGUUUGUAUAUAUGGUUCUGUAAAUCUGUUUGGGGACCUUUUUGUAACUAUUUGAGCUAUAAGCAAUAGGACACUCAUCACUGUCUCUUUGUUUUUCAAUUUACUCAUUUUUCUAUUCUUAAAUUUUAUUGAAGAAGAAAGAAACACAGGUGCAUUAAGAGGACCAUGGAUAAUUAGAAUUUCUGUCUAGAUUGGCUUGAAGCAAGUUUUUAUCUAGAUAGUAUUUGACUUUUAGGCUUUUUGCCACUAAGGAAUUUGAGUUAGUGAAGAGUUUCCAAGCCAUGUUUAUCAAUCAUGACUUCAUUGAACUCUUUUAAGGUUUACUAAAAUCCAGUCUUCCAUCAU